UCACAUCAUCAGUGAAGCUCCUCCCACUGCAAUCACAUCAUCAGUGAAGCUCCUCCCACUGCAAUCACAUCAUCAGUGAAGCUCCUCCCACUGCAAUCACAUCAUCAGUGAAGCUCCUCCCACUGCAAUCACAUCAUCAGUUAAGCUCCUCCCACUGCAAUCACAUCAUCAGUGAAGCUCCUCCCACUGCAAUCACAUCAUCAGUGAAGCUCCUCCCACUGCAAUCACAUCAUCAGUGAAGCUCCUCCCACAGUAAUUCACCAAUAAAUGCUGUAAAUUCCCAUCAGCUACAAGUGAAGACGAGCAUGAAAGCUUCAGGAAGAGCUGAAAUCUGCCAAGACUGAGUUUAUUAAAGAGGACAGUGAGAACACGAGUGAUCCAGAACCUGCAGAAUGAAACACACUGAAGAUCCUGAAGAACAAAGAGAGCUGAUGGAAGUGAAGGAGGAGACUGAAGAACUGAGUGAAGUGAUGGAGGAGAGAGAAGAACUGAGUGAAGUGAAAGAGGAGAGAGAAGAACUGAAGGAGGAGAGAGAAGAACUGAGUGAAGUGAAGGAGGAGAGUGAAGAACUGAGUGAAGUGGAGGAGGAGAGAGAAGAACUGAGUGAAGUGAAGGAGGAGAGAGAAGAACUGAGUGAAGUGAAGGAGGAGAGAGAAGAACUGAAGGAGGAGAGUGAAGAAUUGAGUGAAGAGGAAAAUGUUAAACCUGGGAAAAAAACGUCGAGUCGCUCAAAGACUAAAAAGACAUCUUUAAAGAAAAGAGACAAUAAUUCUACAACCUGCACUCAGUGUGGAAAGAGUUUUGUAUAUAAACAAGGUCUUGUGAUUCACAUGAGGAUCCACACCGGAGAGAAGCCGUUCUCAUGUGAUCACUGCGGGAAGAGCUUUGCAUACAAACAAAGUCUUCAGCUUCACAUGAGUGUUCAUACUGGAGAGAAGCCAUAUGCAUGCCAUCAAUGUGAGAAGAGUUUCUUGCGAUCAUCUCACCUUAAGAAACACAUGAGAGUUCACACUGGAGAGAAGCCGUUCACAUGUGAUCAGUGUGGGAAAAGGUUUCCAUACAGAGAAAGUCUUAUUGUUCACAUGAAGAGACACACUGGAGAGAAGCUGUUCACUUGUAAUUGCUGUAAAAAGAGAUUCUCAAGCAAACAACAACUAGAGGUUCACUUGAGAGUUCAUACUGGAGAGAAACCGUUCACAUGCACUCAGUGUGGGAAGAGUUUCUCACACAGAGAAAAUCUUAAAGUUCACAUGAGGAUCCACACUGGAGAAAGACCGUUUACAUGUGAUCAGUGUGGGAAGAGUUUCACACAAUUGGUACAACUUAAAGGGCACAGGAAUAUCCACACCAGAGAGAAGCCUUACACAUGUAAUCAGUGUGGGAAAACGUUUCUUUGGGCGUUAGCCCUGAAGACACACCUGACAGUUCAUAAGAAGGAGAAGCCGCAUUCAUGUUCUGUGUGUGGAAAGAGUUUUUCACUGCUGCCAUAUUUACAUAGACAUGAGAAAACUCAUUCUGGUGUGAGAGAUCAUGUGUGCUAUGAGUGUGGGAAGACUUUUAUUUCAUUGGCCUUUUUAAAACUGCACCAGAGAAUUCACACUGGAGAAAAACCUUACAAGUGUUCACACUGUGACAAGAGAUUCAGUCAGCCAUCAAAUCUGAAAACACAUGAUAGGAUCCACACUGGAGAGAAGCCGCACACGUGUGAUCAGUGUGGAAAGAGAUUCUCUGUCAAAGUUCAACUACAGCUACACGUGAGGAUCCACACUGGAGAAAAACCUUACAAGUGUUCACACUGUGACAAGAGAUUCAGUGUGUCGUCAACUCUGAAAACACAUGAGAGGAUCCACACUGGAGAAAAACCUUACAAGUGUUCACACUGUGACAAGAGAUUCAGUCAGUCACAACAUCUGAAAACACACAAGAGGGUCCACACUGGAGAGAAGCCGUACACAUGUGAUCAGUGCGGGACCAGUUUCGCUAUUAAACGCAACCUGGAUCAACACAUUAAGAUCCACACUGGAGAAAAACCUUACAAGUGUUCACACUGUGACAAGAGAUUUAAUCUGUCAUCAACUCUGAAAAAACAUGUAAAGACCCACAGUAGAGAGAAGCCGCACACGUGUGAUCAGUGCGGAACAAGUUUCUCUUUUAAAAGUCACCUGAAGCUACACAUGAAGAUCCAUUCAGUGUAG
Rhinichthys klamathensis goyatoka is the source of this 2195-nucleotide messenger RNA. RefSeq names its product gastrula zinc finger protein XlCGF57.1-like. NCBI's taxonomy places the organism in Eukaryota, Metazoa, Chordata, Actinopteri, Cypriniformes, Leuciscidae. Bases 393 to 2195 code for a protein of 600 amino acids. The record is from RefSeq and is a predicted model, not a curated record. The transcript is spliced from 2 exons.